GCAUCGCACUCGAGCGUGAUGCAAGGUGCUAGCAGUGCAUUGUCGUGUUAUCCGAGAUUAAUUCUCUUUUCUUAUACUCUGUUUUGUUUGUUUUUUCUUUCGUUCGUUGCCAUUUAACGCCCGUUUCGACGCAUACGCGGGACGAACGUCCGGCGAUAUCGUGGUACGAAUAUAAAUUAAUUGAAAAAAUACGUGGCGAUUAUAACACGGCCCACGGGGGAAAAAAGUAAACAUAAAGCAGAACGUACGUGUAGAUCGGGGACGUAAUCUCGUUUUAUCGAAAAAGUGGUGCGUUAGCCUCGCGGAUUCUGAACUGCUCGAGAACGGAUUAACGCGGUGCGCGCCCCGUGAACCAUCUGGAACGGUUGCUCGCUGAAUUUUUUACCCAUUUCUCGUCCAGCCGGUGUGCCAUACGAAUCACUGUUCGAUGCAAGUGUUUUCUAAGUGUACCAAAGAAAUCUGGUCCAUUCGAGCUAGCAAAAACUAAAUCUACAGUGUAUGAAAUUAAAAAAAGAAUUUGAAUAAAAGUGCAACGAUAGAAAAGACCACACAAUCUAAAACCAUCGCUAUAAUUUUUUUUUAAAUUUCUAAGUAAAACAAUCAUGAACGAAGAUUAAUUAUUCUGAAGAGAAACAGCAACUAUAAUUAACUCUUAAUUACCAUUGUCUAAUAGAAGUGUCAAGGAUAAAAGAGCAUCGAGUAGUUGAAAAAUUGUCUAAGACGAGAAAACAUCAGAACAAAGAAGAAAAAUUAGAAACGAUCGAGCAACUGCAUAAAGAUGACGAAGCCCCUCCUGCUCCCCUCUUAAUUCGGCACUGUAAUCGUAAGCAGAGUAUGCCGCGGAUGAAUUGGUUGCCAUUCCAUCGGAUCGUUGUGUGAGAAGCAUAGUUGAAACUAGGCGCUCUCUGCGCGAUCAUUUUAACCGGAAUCGGAAUUGCAACGCGUUUAUUCGUCACCUGGACAAUGUGGUCCCCAACGAUCGCGAUUCUCCUCUUAUUUGUUGCCUCGAGCACGACAAAAACGGUCGAUUUGUCACAUCGUGGAUUGAAGAAGGAGGAUUUCUUCAUGGAGCUACAGACGCAGAUCAAUCUGGCGGAUGUCACCGACUUGAUCCUCCGGGAGAACGAAUUUGACAGUUUCCUUGAUUGUUCCACUAAUCUUGCGAAUUUGAGGACACUGGAUUUGUCACAAAAUCACCUUCAACGAUUCUUUUUUCUCUGCAAAGACGAGUACAAUUUGCAGUUGUUGAACGUCAGUCACAAUAAACUCGAGUACAUCGACGACAAUGCCUUCAACGACCGAAUCCCGAAGCUCAAAAUACUCGAUCUAUCGUGGAACAAAUUAUCGAUUGUUAACGAGACCAUGUUGGAACAUUUCAAAAUUUUAGAAUAUCUUUCGUUAGCCAAUAAUCCGAUUAACAAUGGAAUCCAUGAAAACGCGUUUUGGAACUUGAAGGCACUGCGAUAUUUGAAUUUAAGCAAUGUAUCGUCGUCCCAUUUUACGUCGGUAUAUUUCAAAACGUUAUCUAAUUUAUCCACCCUAGAUUUGUCGGAUAAUCCUCUAAGAAUGGUCCCGUUGUUACCGAUUAACCUAGAAGAGCUCGACUUGUCCGGCACAUACAUAUCAGGGUUACAAGAUGUCUUUUUACCUCAAUUACGAGAACUCAAAUUGAAUAACAUGCAAAAUCUAAAAGAACUAUCGUUUAACGAUCUCGAGAAUCUGACCAGCCUGGAGAUACUAUCCGUAGUUGGUUCAAAGAAAUUAAUCCACCUGAAACUGUUCCCCUAUAAUGGACGCAUAUUGCCACGACUGCAGCAGCUGUUGAUAAACGACUGCUCUUUGAAAACUUUGGAUUACAAUAUGUUGCCGAUAAUAAAGAGAACGGCAGUUUUAAACCUACAAAACAAUCCUUGGAACUGCGACUGCAAAAUGCAGUGGAUGUCUAUGUCAAACUCGACCAGGAUACUUAGUAGGAAUAUCAAAUGCAGUGCACCCGACGAACAUCGCGACAAGCUACUGAGCGAGAUACCGAAUUACGAACUGGAGUGCGACGACCAGGCAUCAGUGUUCCAUCCAGUUCUUUGGGCUUGCAUUUUGAUACUGGUCGUGGCGAUUAUCCUGGCGGUGGGAUUCUUCCUCCUGAAACGACCGCUCGGCCGUUGGGACAUCGGGCGAAAAAACCGGGACACGGUCACCUACAAGAACGUGGACGAGUCCUCGAAUGAUAUGGUGAGAAUUUUAGCGGUCAACGAUGCGAUCGAGCGUAACGAAGAAUAAACGAACGCGUCUCGCAGAAAGAACAAUUGUACUAGAAAACGUAUUAAACCUACAAGAAGAGUUACAAUGAAAUUUGUCGGGAUGAUCGAAAUUUGAAAAAAACCCAUAGUUGGAUAUAUUGGAGUAGUAGCCAUGACAAACGUACGUUUCAAAUUUUCAUUUCAACACCGCCAAAUUUCAUUAGCGAAGACUCCAUCUAAGGAUCUCCUUAUUAGAAUAAGCGACAGUUUCUGAAAAGAAACUCAUUCAUCGAAUGGAACUUGAAUUUUGCGUCAAUCUUCCCUACCAUUAGUGUCGGCUGAUACUAGAGUGCAGGGCGUUUCAAAAUUGGCAAGAAAAUUGAAACGACGAUCGAAAGUGGAAAUAUUAAAGGAGAAUCGUGUUGUAAGGAUGCUUUGACUGGAAGUAAUCUAAUUCGCGACAAGAUAUCGGUUUGGAGGCGUCAAAGUAUGGGGCGCGUGUCGUUGACGCCUUGAACUCUUCAGAUACGGAUAUCUCGCGCGAAAAGUCAACGAUAUGAGAAAAAAAUCACUUCUCUCGAUUAACUUUAUAUCGUCGUCUAGACUUGCGUCUACGAUUUCGAGGCAUCUUGUACAAUUAAUUUCCUACAACUUUUAUUCCCCCUUUUUAAAUAUCCUACACUUGGAAUAGUCUUCAUAUAAACGCAUUUAACGAGCGGCAUUGUACAGGGAGAGAACAUCAAUAGCUUUUAUUGAAUCGCCACGUGUCGAAACACAGGAAAACACGUUGUAAACACGGAGGCAACGUUUAGUCACCUCUAGUGCAUCCCUUAAACUCGAAACACCAUAGGCUCGAGUACUCGAGCAUCAUCUGGUGUACGCAAUAACAAUGUGGGACCUCUGUGAAUCGAAUAAAACGUCUUUUUUUCUUUUC
This is a messenger RNA of Osmia bicornis bicornis, 3171 nucleotides long. RefSeq names its product toll-like receptor 4. The transcript has 4 exons. Gene Ontology annotation, cellular component: extracellular matrix. Gene Ontology annotation, molecular function: protein binding. The record is from RefSeq and is a predicted model, not a curated record. Lineage: Eukaryota; Metazoa; Arthropoda; Insecta; Hymenoptera; Megachilidae. The coding region runs from base 964 to 2277 and encodes 437 amino acids.